Aspergillus clavatus NRRL 1 is the source of this 492-nucleotide messenger RNA. RefSeq lists its product as uncharacterized. The record is from RefSeq and is a predicted model, not a curated record. The transcript is spliced from 3 exons. The coding region runs from base 1 to 492 and encodes 163 amino acids. NCBI's taxonomy places the organism in Eukaryota, Fungi, Ascomycota, Eurotiomycetes, Eurotiales, Aspergillaceae.
AUGGUCGCAAACUACUCCGGUUCUGGAUCGCAGGAGACGGCCCUUCACACAGGGGUUAUUCUCACCACCACGAAGACCAAGGCAGGCACCUACCACGUCCAGCAGAACAAGCAGAACUCCUACCUGGACUUCUUCGGCAGGCCUCUAGGCAAUGACUGGGCCAACUUCACCACAACCGUCGGAGUCAUCAAGGUCAGCGGGGUGAUCAACAGAUUCAGCCUCGAUACCAUUAUCGGAGUAAACAUUGGGGGAAUCAGUAUUGGAUCGUUCAAUGGAAACCCACAGACCUUGAUGACCAUCAACAUUGAUCUGGAUUGUGCGGCUGGCUCGCUCCAGCUGACCGCACUGGGGGAUGAUGUUUGGCUCAACGUGGAUAUGGACGUCUUUCAGAUCGAUAACGAGAACCGUGCUCAGCAAGUGAAGUUGUCUGAUUCAGUGUGUGUCAAGAGCUUGCCACAAGAGAUGUGUGAGCCAUGGAUACCUACUCGGUAG